This is a messenger RNA of Eutrema salsugineum, 1059 nucleotides long. RefSeq names its product protein FLX-like 3. The record is from RefSeq and is a predicted model, not a curated record. Lineage: Eukaryota; Viridiplantae; Streptophyta; Magnoliopsida; Brassicales; Brassicaceae.
UCAAUCUGAAUGUCUGGAAGAAACCGAAUUCACCGAGAGCUUCGAGACAGUUUUCAUGAUCGUCGUGGUUUUUCUCCGGAGAGACCCUUUCUACGAGUCCCUCCGUUGUUACAGCCUCCACCUCCAUCUUUGUUGGAAGAUCUUCAAAUACAGGACGUUGAAAUUAGAAGGCUUUUAAAUGAUAAUCGUAGAUUAGCUGAGGACCGAGGGCUUCUUGAACGUGAACUCAGUGCUGCCAAGGAAGAGCUUCACCGAAUGAACCUCAUGAUUUCUGAUCUUCGUGCUGAGCAAGAUCUUCAAUCCAGGGAGUUCAGUGAGAAAAGGCAUAAACUUGAGGUAGAUAUUCGUGCUAUGGAGUCCUAUAAGAAGGAGGCUUCACAGCUGCGUGGUGAAGUUCAGAAGCUAACUGACAUCAAACGAUUAAGUGGAGAUGUUCAGAUACUUAGGAAAGAUUUGGUAAAAUCAUCAGAUACAGCAGAUUCAGGUUUGAGAGCUGAGGUUAAAGACUUGCAGGAGCUUAUGCACGCUAGAGGUGCACUUGACUAUGAAAAGAAGGAAAAGUUUGAGCUUAUGGAGCAGCGGCAGACAAUGGAAAAGAACAUGGUUUCUAUGGCGCGUGAAGUUGAAAAGCUACGAGCAGAACUUGCUACUGUUGAUAGUAGGCCAUGGGGUUUUGGAGGAUCGUAUGGGAUGAAUUACAACAAUAUGGAUGGCGCUUUCCGUGGUUCUUAUGGAGAAAACGAUAGUUUUUUGGGAUCUUCGGAAAGGAGCCAAUACUAUAGCCAUGGGUCUGGCUCGCAGAAGAAACCUCGUUUGGAUCGUCAUUGAAUUGUAUAAAUGAUCUGUGGAAAAAGAAUGAGGUGAGUCUGAAUAGCCCACUUUGUAACACUCAUCUGGUUGUUUGUGGGGUAUCCAUCUACUCUAAAUCUAAAUGUUAGCUCCUCUGCUCUCUAAAUAAGGCAUUUUAAUUAUUUAAGUUAGAUGGCUAAACUAUGUCGUAUGUUACUACAAAUUGACGAUUUUGGUUUUUCCUGUUUCAUAUUAGCUAUGCCUUAUUAU